CUGGCAUCCUCCGCGGCCCGCGCCGCUGCCCGCCUCUGCUGCCCCGCAAACCCGAGCAUCCUCUGCUUUACCUCCAGGCAUCCUCCGGCCGUCCGGGCGGCCUCGCUCCUUCUACCGCCUCACGGCUGCAACCUGACCCCCCAGAACUUGCCUCCCAGGGUCGGAGUCCCCUGAGGGGGAACCUGGGGCGGUGGUCAGGGCACCAGCCCGGAUGCAAGAGCCUCGGGUCCCAACCUCGGUGCUAUCCCUGGUUCGCUGUGUGACCUUGGGCAAGCCCCUUCUCGUCUCUGGCCUCAGCCUAGGGCUGUGACGGUGGAAAGGUGCAACAACGAACAGCAAAAUAAAGCAACAGAUGAUCAAGGACCUUAGCAUUGUGAGCCAUUUUGCAUUCAUAGCCCUCAAGACAGUCUUUUCAAAGUUCACCAUGUCCAAGUUCAAAAGCUCAGAGUCAGUCCGGGUGGUGGUUCGCUGCCGGCCCAUGAAUGGCAAGGAAAAAGCUGCUUCCUAUGACAAGGUGGUAGACGUGGAUGUGAAGCUGGGGCAGGUGUCUGUGAAGAAUCCCAAAGGUACAGCCCAUGAAAUGCCCAAGACCUUCACCUUUGAUGCGGUCUAUGACUGGAAUGCCAAGCAGUUUGAACUCUAUGAUGAAACAUUCCGACCGCUUGUGGACUCUGUCCUCCAGGGUUUCAAUGGAACAAUUUUUGCCUAUGGACAAACCGGGACUGGGAAAACCUACACGAUGGAAGGUGUCCGUGGUGACCCUGAAAAAAGAGGAGUCAUCCCCAACUCAUUCGAUCACAUUUUCACCCACAUCUCUCGGUCACAGAAUCAACAGUACCUGGUCAGGGCUUCCUACUUAGAGAUCUACCAGGAGGAGAUCCGGGACCUGCUCUCAAAGGAUCAGGCCAAAAGGCUUGAGCUCAAAGAGAGGCCAGACACCGGGGUGUAUGUGAAAGACCUGUCUUCCUUUGUCACCAAGAGUGUGAAGGAGAUUGAGCACGUUAUGAACGUUGGGAACCAGAACCGAUCAGUUGGUGCCACCAACAUGAACGAGCACAGCUCGCGUUCUCAUGCCAUCUUUGUCAUCACGAUCGAGUGCAGCGAGGUCGGCCUCGAUGGGGAAAACCACAUUCGUGUUGGGAAGUUGAACCUUGUAGAUCUUGCUGGCAGUGAACGGCAAGCCAAGACUGGUGCACAAGGGGAGAGGCUGAAGGAAGCAACCAAGAUCAACCUGUCCCUGUCAGCCUUGGGUAAUGUCAUCUCUGCCCUGGUAGAUGGCAAAAGCACGCAUAUUCCAUAUCGAGACUCAAAGCUUACUAGGCUCCUCCAAGAUUCCCUUGGUGGCAAUGCCAAGACUGUGAUGGUGGCCAAUGUGGGACCUGCGUCUUACAAUGUAGAAGAGACCCUGACCACUCUGAGAUAUGCCAACCGUGCCAAAAAUAUUAAAAAUAAGCCAAGGGUCAAUGAAGACCCAAAGGAUGCCCUCCUUCGAGAAUUCCAGGAAGAAAUUGCUCGGCUCAAGGCCCAGCUGGAAAAACGGUCCAUUGGCAGGAGGAAGAGGAGAGAGAAGCGGAGGGAAGGUGGUGGCAGUGGUGGGGGUGGGGAAGAGGAGGAGGAGGAGGGAGAAGAGGGUGAGGAGGAAGGGGAUGAUAAAGAUGAUUACUGGCGGGAACAGCAAGAAAAACUGGAGAUCGAGAAGCGGGCCAUCGUAGAGGACCACAGCUUGGUUGCAGAAGAGAAGAUGAGGCUGCUGAAAGAAAAGGAGAAAAAGAUGGAGGACUUGAGGCGGGAAAAGGAUGCUGCCGAGAUGCUGGGCGCCAAAAUCAAGGCCAUGGAGAGCAAGCUGCUUGUUGGAGGAAAAAAUAUAGUAGACCAUACAAACGAACAGCAGAAAAUUUUGGAGCAGAAACGGCAGGAAAUUGCAGAGCAGAAACGUCGAGAAAGAGAAAUCCAGCAACAGAUGGAAAGUCGAGAUGAAGAGACCUUGGAACUUAAAGAGACAUAUAGCUCAUUGCAGCAAGAGGUGGACAUCAAGACCAAAAAACUCAAAAAGCUCUUCUCCAAGCUUCAGGCGGUGAAGGCUGAGAUUCAUGACCUCCAAGAAGAGCACAUCAAGGAGCGCCAAGAGCUGGAGCAGACACAGAACGAGCUCACCCGGGAGCUGAAGCUCAAGCAUCUUAUUAUAGAAAAUUUUAUCCCUCUGGAAGAGAAGAAUAAGAUCAUGAACAGAUCAUACUUUGAUGAAGAGGAAGAUCAUUGGAAAUUACACCCGAUAACCAGACUGGAGAAUCAGCAGAUGAUGAAACGGCCCAUCUCCGCUGUGGGGUACAAGAGACCACUGAGCCAGCACGCAAGAAUGUCCAUGAUGAUUCGGCCAGAGGCACGGUACAGGGCAGAGAACAUUGUGCUCUUAGAGCUGGACAUGCCCAGCCGGACCACCAGAGACUAUGAAGGCCCAGCCAUUGCCCCCAAAGUUCAGGCUGCACUAGAUGCAGCUCUGCAGGAUGAAGAUGAGAUACAGGUGGAUGCAUCAUCCUUUGAAAGCACUGCAAAUAAGAAAUCCAAGGCCAGGCCUAAGAGUGGCAGGAAGUCGGGGUCUUCGUCCUCCUCCUCAGGAACCCCUGCAUCUCAGCUUUAUCCACAGUCUCGGGGGCUGGUUCCCAAGUAACACCAGCGCCCCUCUCCCAGGGCGUGAACAGCAUUUCCUUUUGAGAAGAGAUGAGCACAAAGCUGCAGAGAGGACUUGGGCCCAAACCUAGAACUGUUCCCCUGAGGAGGAUCGAUUGCCUCUUUGCAGAUUAGCCAACUUAAUCUAGUCGAAGGUGCUGGUUCGAAUCUGGCACUCAGAUACUCUGGGAAACAUCCUUUAAUUAGCAUCUCAGAAGUGCAUGGGUAAGGUAAAGCGCAAAGUCCAAGUGAACAGCAAGAGAAUGAUGACGUCCUUGCUUCCUUUCUCUCUUGCCUCCCCCUCCCCCAUCCACCCUUCCUUUUUCCUUUCCUUUUCUAGCCUGUUCUUCACAUUGGGUUCCCUUCUUACUGAACAAUAGGGCAGAGUCAGGGGUCCCCAUAGCAGGACUAUGUCUGCGGAACCUCAAGAUAAAAUGACAGUGAGGUUGAAAAGUGAAAACCCGAGAACUUGAAUAGGUGCCUGUUCUUGUAGGGAAAAACAAGAGAUCUCAUUUGGAUCCAAGCCCCAGGGAUCAGGAUCAGCAGUGUCGCUCCCAUGUGCCUCAGUAAGAAAUGGAUCUGCCUUUGGGAUCUGCUGAAUGAGGAAAUCUCUCCCAGUUCCUGCCCUGAAGGUUCAGUGUCAGGAGCAGUAGAAAUCACAUUCCCUUUGCCUCCUUGGAGGUCUGAGGGAACAGCUUCUUUAAAAACCUCAAAUCCAUGACUAUCCUGUCAAAGACCUAAGUCUGUAAGCCGGUGCCAUGUCCAUCCACCACUUUACUCUUCCUUUGUCACAUCUUUCCGCGUGCACGCAUACUCUGAGUAUCCUUGCGUAGGCCUGGUCUCUACCUCCAGAGAAUGCUCUGCAGUGGGCCUGUUUUGUGGGAGAAGGGAGGCUGGCUCUGCCUUCUCUGAUGGAACAAGAGUUGGGAGAAGGCAACAUAUAGUGGCACUUUUGGGUUCUCCAUUGGCAGAGAGAGCAGACGUAGAGAUGGAGGCAUGAGACUCGGAGCAGGGGAAGGACAUACAAAUGGAAAGGAAGGAAUGCUGCCCUUAGCAGAGGACUCGCUGAAUCCUAGAGCUGUCACUUCCACCACGUGGAGCCUCAAGAUGGCAAAGGGAGACUUUGUGGCUGAAUAGGCUCAGAGAAGAAGGUUCACAAUUCCCAUUUACAUAGACUUGUUUGGUUUGUAAGUUUUAGUUCUUUGUAUUAUUGAGAUUCAAAUCUUUAUUAUGUUGGUCAUUAGGUGAAAGUUAACUCAUUUUCCCCUCAAGAGAAGCUCGUAAAUGUGUGUGGGUGAGCAUGCACGGUGGUGCCUGUGUCCUGAGUAUGUCCAUGUGUGUCUGGAAGAGAGACAAAGACCAAGAACUUGCCCAAUUUUAGAAAUACACUACCGUGCAGAUGUUGCCUUUUUAUGUAUUAAAGGCUCAUUGACUGACUAACCCAGGCUGGAAGUGCUCCCAUGUGGGUGUCUGAGUCCAUGAGCCAAGCCUGAGGGGACAAUCUGAGUUCCCAAGUCUGUCACGCUGGUACACCUUGCUGGCAUGGUGCCUCAGGAAGGUGGCGACUCAGAUGGGCCUUAAAUUAUAUUUUAACUCAGCUGCUCAGUCCCCAAGGCAUAUUUCUGGAUCAGAACCCAUGGGAAAGAGAAAGUAACCAAGUGCAAUGUCUUAGUGUUCUGCAAAAUGGAGACCUGUGUCCACAGCUCAUCUUUUCUCUGGUAACCAUUCUUCAGACCCAGGCCCUGUCAGAGUUCCCAGGGCGUAAUGGAGCCUUCUUGCAUCUUCUCUGGAUCAAACCCUGCUUCUUCCUUAUAUACAAAGAAUUUGCCUGCUUGAAUAGGAAGCAAUAAUGAGGUGUUUGGCCUAAGAUGGUUAUCUGCUGGUGACACAUAAUCCUUACACCACAUGUCCUCACAGCUAGUCUGAAUUCUGUAGGCUGAAAGCAUCCAUGUAGCAAACCUGAGAAUUGAAAAUUGCAUAUUAUACUAAACCUUAAUUCUGAUGUCUCGAGGUGGCUGUUGUGACCAAGGGUGGUUAAGUGACACAUAGAACCUUCCCAAGAAGGCACAAGAAAGCCUGGUUGACAGGUGAGGUUAAAACAAGCUUGCCUUAGCUGUGUUCAGAUGGUGGCCUGUGGAAGCUAAAACAACAUCCAUGUGGAAAUGAAGCUGCCCACCCCAAGCAGUCUCUGGUGCUUUUCUUCUCUCAAAAUGGAUCCGAUAAAUAUUUGAAGGGAGCAGAUGGUGAAAUGGCUUGCUGCUACCAGAACAUUGCUGCUAGGGGUUCUGAAUUGAAUCACAUGUGUAGAGGACAUAGCAAGCCCACUCUAUUGUCAAGCUAGAAUGUUCUGGAACAGCAGAGGGCCUCAUGCCAGCAGCAGCCAGUGAAGUCUGAAAGAAGCCUUUACAGGCUCUAGGAAGACCAUCUGGGAGAAGGAGUUUGAGACUGUGUAUGCAGCCCUCAGCAGACCCCUCUUUUGCUCUGUUCAGAAUGUAUCUGGCUUCAUAUUUUAAAGUCACAUGUCUCCCAGACCCUUGGAUUCAGAACCCAAGGCCAUAAAUCACAGGCAUGAAGCACUUUCUUAAGACUCUGACCUGAUGUUGAGUUGUUCCCUGUCUCCUGCCUGCAUGCUGCUUGAAUUGCUCCACCCCACACCUCCAUGACCAAGGGCGCCAGAGUGUUCUACAGCUCAGGCCUAGGCUGCUCUCUGCUUUCCCUGUCUGACUCUUGUAAGUCCUGUUACUGAAUGUAGACUCAUUGCCAAGUUUCUGAGAAGUGUUGAUUUCUUGCUAACAUGGGAUAUCGGUUCUGCCUCACAUUUCCCACUUGAGGUUGAGGUGUGCUGUGAGCAACACCUUGGACCAUAUUAACACCAUCAAUGGAUGAAACUGUGGCAAUUAAUACACUCUAAAAGCCAUACUGAAAAUGGAGGGAACUAGAUAAGAAUAGUGUGCCUGGCAGUUGUCUACCAUGCAAGGUUUUGUCCUGAACUGUGCAGAAAUCUGGCACCUUUCUCUCUGCCCUUGUUUCUUGAAUGAAAUGCUUUAGAGGUUAUUUACAAAAGGAGUGAUAUUGGGCAGGCAGGAAGCGUGGGCUUUAUGGCUCCUUGGAGUUACUAUUGAUCUUGACCUUCUCUUUGGCUACCUUUAGACAAAGAAUAUGCCAAUACUUGGGGUUCUAAGUUUUACAGUUGAUAUUUAUUUGUAUCAUCUCUUUGUCUAGGAAUGUAAAAGUGAUUCUAAACUAAGAUGUGUAAUAAAAAUCAAUCAGAUUUAUU
This is a messenger RNA of Castor canadensis (American beaver), 5944 nucleotides long. It is a transcript of the gene Kif3b, whose product is annotated as kinesin family member 3B. Gene Ontology annotation, biological process: mitotic cell cycle; microtubule-based movement. NCBI's taxonomy places the organism in Eukaryota, Metazoa, Chordata, Mammalia, Rodentia, Castoridae. Gene Ontology annotation, molecular function: microtubule motor activity; microtubule binding; ATP binding. The record is from RefSeq and is a predicted model, not a curated record. Gene Ontology annotation, cellular component: microtubule.